Dicrocoelium dendriticum is the source of this 1517-nucleotide messenger RNA. The record is from the annotation of a GenBank genome assembly. Lineage: Eukaryota; Metazoa; Platyhelminthes; Trematoda; Plagiorchiida; Dicrocoeliidae.
GUUAAUUUCAACACGUUCUUACUCACCAUCAACUUCGUCUGUAUUCCUGGCAUGUUACACCCGCGAAUCUGACGCCCCCAUGUUUCGUUCCUAAGCGUGGUGCCGGAUUAAACCUGUGCAGCUGCAUGUACCUUCACCGUACGUUAUCGCAUAAAUGAUAAACUUCUUCUUGCCCAAGAAGUUUCUUCAUUACUGUCGUUUAGAUACCAUUUUAUGCCAGAAUACCCAUUUGACUGUGUUUAAUGUGCUAUAGAAAGCGCCGGACAGCCUGUCUCAUAACAUUUGCGUUCUGUUUUACCAUCCUUUCCUGUUUAUUCGGAUAUAUCCGAUGAUACUGCUUUUAAUAUGAGCGAUAAGGACAAGCAAUUUACUGAAUUAAUCCGGGUUCACAGAAGAACUAACGAGUUAUCUGGAACAGAUGAGCAUAUUCAAGCGCCACCAAAUGUUUUUCCUGAAAAGCCUCAUUGCACUCCGAGGUUCGUUAUUUUGGGUAUGCCAUCCUCAGGAAAGUCAGAGCUAGCGCGAAGGUUGUGUAGCAUUUGGGGCUGUGAGUAUGUAAAUGCGUCCAACUUACUACAACGUCACAUUUCGAGUGGCAUGUUGACUGGAAGUUACUUGUCAGAAACUAUGCAAAAUGGAAAUGAUCUUCAAGAUUCUGAUGUGCUGAGAAUAAUUUUUGAUAAGCUGGAUUCUGAUGAAUGUCGGAGAUCGGGAUAUGUCCUGGAUGACUACCCAACUAAUAGUCAGAAAUAUAAAUCGAUAACCGAGCAGUUGAAAAUUCUAUGUACUCUCAGUUCAAAGCCGAAUUGCUACAUUUAUGUAAACACAAACCAAAGGGAGCAUUUUUGCUGGUGGGCACAGAAACGCAUUGAUCCGAAGACCGGAUGCCUGUAUCAACCCAACGAUCAAGGAAUUUACGAAAGAAACACGCGCAUGCAUUCAGCUGGGAGUAUAAGUAUCAAUGAAGAGCCCGCAUUGUAUAAAAUGCCAGGGGAACAACUUCUCACCAGGCAUGAAGACCUCGCUGAAUCAAUUGAAAAGCAUCUGGAUUUUUAUAAGACAACGAUGCAACCAGCGCUAGCUAAGUUUCUGAUGUCACAAAGAGCAGCUGUAAUUCAUGUACACAGCCGGAACAUACAUGAGGAACUUUUCACGAAUGCCAUUCAAGCCCUGUACAAUAACUCCGAGCAUCCUGAGUUGCGUGCUCUUGAUCUGUUUGGUGAAAAGGAAAAUGAGGACUCAACAAAGACGGAUACGCCUCAAGUGUCGACUUCUUCCAAAAAACGCCGGUGGAAAAAGUUAAAAGAUGCAUUUGGCUGCAGCACAUCUGAUAAUGAGGUUCCAUGAAGAAACUUGAUUUCCUUCAAUCUAAGUUAACAUGUUUUAAAUACUUAUAAUUUUUUGCUCAAACAUCUUUCCCCGGAAGAGUAUUAUCACGCCUCCAUUGGACGAACAGAUGUUUUAUUUAUUUAUUUCUGAAAAUAAAGUUCUGGAUAAACUUUCCUUUUCGAAAGUAA